AUGUUUCAAUUUGCUAAUGGUUUGAUCAAGUUUGAUUUAAUCCAACUUCAACAGAGAGGACAUUUUCCUAUAUGUAUAACUGAAAAUCUUAAUCUCAGAGUUAAAGGUAAUGUGAAAAUUCAUAUGUAUUAUAAUAUUUUAUCACCUAUCAAUAAAUUAUUAGUAAGAUCACAAGGACAACAAGAAAUAUUUUGUGAUAUACCCACUGGAUUUUUAGACCUUUCCAAUUAUAUCUUAUGCACUAAUAAUUUCACAAUAGCCAAAAUGCUUAUGAAAAUGAAAAUGCAUCACAAUCUGAAUUUAAGAGGUUAUAAUCUUUGA
Funneliformis caledonium is the source of this 321-nucleotide messenger RNA. The record is from the annotation of a GenBank genome assembly. NCBI's taxonomy places the organism in Eukaryota, Fungi, Glomeromycota, Glomeromycetes, Glomerales, Glomeraceae.